Colletotrichum lupini is the source of this 1158-nucleotide messenger RNA. RefSeq lists its product as uncharacterized. Gene Ontology annotation, cellular component: TRC complex. Bases 1 to 1158 code for a protein of 385 amino acids. Gene Ontology annotation, biological process: post-translational protein targeting to endoplasmic reticulum membrane. The transcript has 3 exons. Lineage: Eukaryota; Fungi; Ascomycota; Sordariomycetes; Glomerellales; Glomerellaceae. The record is from RefSeq and is a predicted model, not a curated record.
AUGACAAUGCCUCCCGGACGGCCCCGUCUCGACCUGGAGCCCUUCAAGGAUGAAAUCAUUGCGGCGUUCAACCGGCGCGAGACGGUCGAGAGCAUGUUAAAGGGCCUCGCCGCAAAGGGAUACGAAGUCAACGGCAAGACAUUCCAGCGCCGGCUCCGAGAAUGGGGCCUAUAUCGAUAUUCCAAGACGCCCAACAAGAAGAAUGGGCGAAAUGGCACAGCCGAAGCAGCAGCAGCAGCAGCAGCCGCCGUAGGUCAGUCAAGCUUCAGCGCGCGAGCAAGCGCACCGCCGGCAGCGGCAGAGAGCACGGCGCGGGACAGCAGCGCAGCGCAAACCCCAGCAUCGAGCGCGACAGCACCCGUCACAAAACCCCUCUUGCAGCCUAUCAUGCAACAUGGAGAGAGGCCCGGCUCCUUGCAGGACAGAGACGACGACGACUCAUCAGAAAGCAUUCCGUCAGCAGCCUCAUCGCCAAAAGCACCGCGAAACAACUCUUCACUCUUCAACACAUAUCUCGAAAGGUUAAGACCGCUUCCGCAAGCUUCAGCGCCCCAACCAAACAUGUCUCAAAAAGUCUGGACCCGCCGACACCCCGCAGGCUUCGGCUUGGAGAAGUCACUCGCUGCCGUCCGCGACCCUGCCGCCGCUCCGACUCCGAUCCCUUCGCCGCCUCGCGACGUCGAGGUGAUUCAACAAGAGUGUGAUUCCAUCACCUUUCAGUCCUUCACGUAUGAGGAUGCAUUUGAACUAGGACAUCUCCUUCAUGCCCGACUUCUCCCCUUCGCCCUCGUCAACAAGAAGCCCACAGUCAUCUCGAUUGCACUGGCAAACAGCCAACAGGUGCUCUUCCAGACGGCCGUCGGAUCCGGCUCUCUUCCCGACAACGAGACGUGGGUGCAGCGCAAGCGUAACGCCGUGCUCCGAUGGGGCUGCAGCACCUGGCUACUUCACAACAAGCUGGGCGGCGAUGAGCAGCUCUUUGCCUCGAAGUUUGGUAUGGGCACGGAACAGGCUGGAAAGUACGCCAUCCACGGUGGCGGCGUGCCCAUCCGUGUGCAAGGAGUUGAGGGCGUUGUGGCUGUUGUGGUUGUCAGUGGUCUGAAACAGGAUGAGGAUCACGGUGUGAUUGUUGAUGUUAUCAAGACUCAUUACCAAUGA